AUGGCUUUAGAUGAGGUUGAAGCAACUAAUGACAUUGAUGAGUCCUAUGAAGAUAAUUUACAAGAGGAGGUUGAAGGAAACAAUGACAUUGUGUAUGUUGCAGAAAAUUUUGAAGCAGAAUCUAGAGAAAGAAAGAAAUUAAGAGUCUUAAGCAAUGAAGAACGCAUGUCUAUUUAUCAUGAGCUACUACAAAAAAGCGUUGAUGGACAAUUACGUAAAGGAGCUACAAAUGAGGUGGCUUCAUCAAAUUCGGUUCCUAUAAGAACUGUUCAACGUAUUUGGAAAAGAGCAAAAGAAAGUGAAACGCGUGAUGUCUCUCAUAGGAAGAUAAAAAAUUGUGGACGUAAGAGAAUUUCAAUUGAUGAGAAUCAAAUUCGUGAACUUCCUUUCAGUCAAAGAACAAACAUUCGAUCUUUAGCUUUUGGGUUGAAAACCAAUCCAACAUCGGUGUUCAGGCUUAUAAAAUCAGGGCUUAUACGGCGUAAUUCAAAUGCCAUAAAACCAUUAUUGAAAUAA
Vicia faba (fava bean) is the source of this 516-nucleotide messenger RNA. NCBI's taxonomy places the organism in Eukaryota, Viridiplantae, Streptophyta, Magnoliopsida, Fabales, Fabaceae. The record is from the annotation of a GenBank genome assembly.